AUGACGAAGUUAGGCUCACUGAUUUUAUGUCUAAUACAAUUUUUUGUCAACGAAACGCUUGUCUAUGGGAGUUUCUGUAAAACAGAUAAUGAUUGUGUAUUGAGUUACAGACAAUUCUGUUGCCGAAAUGAGCCGUUUUUAUCAAGGAAAAGAUGCAGAGCGAACUGUAUUGGGCAAUAUUGUACAAGUCACGCCGACUGUCGCCACGAUAAUGAAUGUUGUGGAAUCUUAAACCGUUGUACGACUUAUGGCUGUCGUAGCGAAUGUAAGACGAACGACGAUUGCAAGUCUGGGACUUAUUGCUGUCGGAAAAGGGAUAUAACAGAAAAAAGUGUUUGCUUGUCGAAAUGUAUCGGAGAAUAUUGCCGUUCCGAUACUGACUGUGGCGGCAAGCGAGAAUGCUGUAGUCGGUUAAAUCAUUGUACGACGCAUGGAUGCCGACACGAGUGUCUGUCAAGCAGAGAUUGCUCAAACAACACCGUCUGUUGUGUCAAAGGACAUGAUUUUGAUAAAAACAGCUGCAAGGCUACUUGUCUCGGUGAAGCGUGUAAAUCUGACCAAGAUUGUGGCAGAAUCGGGCUAUGUUGUGGUUCGGAUCAUUUUUGUACGGAUAAAUGCAAUACAAAGUCCAAAAGAUUUGGCGGUUGGAUUAUCGCGACUAUUGUUACAAGCGUUGGCUUCGCCGUCUUGUUGGUUAGUGCGCUGGGAUUCUUCUUUGUGCGAAGACAGAUGCAGAAACCCCCCGUGCGAAAUGCCGUGGUCGUAAUACAACCCCCCGUGAUGAAAGAUCCGACGUUACCAGCAAAUUCGAAACCUCAAAAUAGCUAUCGACGGCCACCCCCGCUCCCCCCGCCUCAGACUCGGAAUUUCCCACCGCCACAGACUCGAAAUUUACCACCGUCCCCUGAUAAGAAACUUAGCUCAAAGAAGCCCCCCUGUGUUCAACCUAAAUUACACCAAAACGUUUCACCCCCCUUUAAAACUCUUGGCAAAGAGCGACGAAAACCACCCUCGCCCCCCGCAACGAAACCCAAUGGAAUCCAACGAGACCUAACCCCCAGAAAAUACAAACCCCCACCACCCCGUCCCCCUGGUUUACCACAGAACAAAGAGCAAUGGGCUAAAAAUUCCGCCGUGACGUCAAGGACAUUAAGUAAAGAGCGACGACUUCCACCUCUUCCCCCGCCGUAA
Molecule: messenger RNA, 1191 nt
Organism: Paramuricea clavata
Lineage: Eukaryota; Metazoa; Cnidaria; Anthozoa; Malacalcyonacea; Plexauridae
Source: the annotation of a GenBank genome assembly